AAAAUAUGUUUUGCCGCUAACUCACAAGAAGAUUAUUUACUAAAUCAAGGGAACCAAUUGAACCACCUUAUCUUGAAUUACAAAGGGAUUUCCUCGAACCUGCUGAGUUUUACUAAGAAUUGUCAAAACAUGGAGUUUCAUUUUAUGCAGGAGUUCCUGAUUCUCUCUUAAAAGACUUCUGUGCUUAUGUCUAAGUAUCAAUCUCAUCUAUUUAUAAGGACAAUGCUCCACCAGGAUAACACGUAAUCACUGCAAAUGAAGGUACUGCAGUCUCCAUGGCUGCUGGAUAUUAUUUGGCUACUAAAAAGAUUCCUUGUGUGUAUUUAUAAAACAGUGGUUUGGGGAAUAUUGUGAAUCCUUACAUGUCAUUAGCCCAUCCCAAAGUUUAUGGAAUUCCUAUGUUGUAUUUAAUUGGGUGGAGAGGAGAGCCAGGAAAAAAAGAUGAGCCCUAACAUUUAGUCUAAGGCAAGAGAAUGAAUGGUAUUCUUACUGAAAUGGGAAUGCAAUACGAUGUAUUGCCAGAUUAUAUUGAAGGAGCUGCAGAGGUUCUUGAUACUGCCUUCUAUUCUAUGAAAACUAGGUAAUUCUAUAUUUAUAUCAUAGAAAUGGACCUUAUGCUUUACUUGUUAAGAGAUAAUGCUUUACCAAUUAUAAGUUGAAGAAUGUGGCUAAAAAUAAUUACCAAUUAACUAGGGAAGAAGCUUUAACUGAGGUUAUAUAAAAUAGUCGACCUCUUGAUGUUUGUGUUAGUACUACAGGCUUUCUAAGUAGGGAACUCUUCGAAUUAAGACAACGUCUCAAUUAAACAGGAGAAUAAGACUUUCUAACUGUAGGAUCAAUGGGACAUGCAUCUAGUAUUGCUCUUGGAAUUGCAUAAGUCAAGAAGAGCAGACAAGUUUUUUGUUUAGAUGGAGAUGGAGCCAUGUUGAUGCAUCUGGGUGCAAUGGCUCAAAUAGGUAAUAUUGGCCCAAAAAAUUAUAAACAUAUCCUAUUCAACAAUCAAGCUCAUGAUUCUGUUGGUGCUUAACCCACAAGCAAUCCUUAGGUUAAUUUUACUCAAAUCGCUUUGGGAUGUGGGUAUAAGGAUGCUUUCCAAGUUGAAACAAAAGAAGAGAUCACCAAAGGGAUGGAGAGAGUAUAAUAAUUUGAUUCAUAUUUCAUAGUUAAAUCGAAAUGAUGGUCCCAUUCUUAUGGAGAUCUUGAUCAAACCAGGAGUCCGAAAAGAUCUAGGGAGACCAACAACAACAACAUUUGAAAACAAAGAGAAGUUUAUGCAUUUUUUGACGUAUUGAUUUAUUCUAUAAAAUCUGAGUUAUAUU
Messenger RNA from Paramecium octaurelia, 1319 nucleotides. The record is from the annotation of a GenBank genome assembly. NCBI's taxonomy places the organism in Eukaryota, Ciliophora, Oligohymenophorea, Peniculida, Parameciidae.